This is a messenger RNA of Coccidioides posadasii C735 delta SOWgp, 1771 nucleotides long. RefSeq names its product serine/threonine protein kinase, AGC (gene PKA2). Gene Ontology annotation, cellular component: cytosol; cAMP-dependent protein kinase complex. Lineage: Eukaryota; Fungi; Ascomycota; Eurotiomycetes; Onygenales; Onygenaceae. Gene Ontology annotation, molecular function: ATP binding; cAMP-dependent protein kinase activity. The record is from RefSeq and is a predicted model, not a curated record. Gene Ontology annotation, biological process: peptidyl-serine phosphorylation; signal transduction.
CCCUACUCUCCAAAUAGAGUACCCGAGCAAUGUAUCCUUACCUCCACGCCUAUUUCACGAAGUCAAUGGCGGUAACGCGCUCUCUCAGGUCUACCAGUCUUCGCUCUUGUCACGCUUCUGAACCCCAGUGAGCCAAAUAGACACUUCUCAUUUAAACCCCUCGGAGCUUGUUCUUGAGAUCGGUCCCGGAGCUCAGGGAUGCGCCCCAUAUAAGGUGGGAGGUCUAGCUGGGAUACGACAUCGACGGAAGACGCCUAGACGCGUCUCGCAUUCCAUUUUUCCCUGAUGGCGAUGGAGACGAUCCGGCAGCCGCAGGAGCAAUUACCCAAGCCGCCACCGGUCCGGUGCCGGCCGGAGAUAGAUUGCGAACCCCAAGACAUCGACACCAAGAAACUCGGGUUCCCGCCCUGGCCUUCCUCAAGGCCCAAGACGCCGCAGGAUAUCGUUGAGAAUCGAGAGCACAUCAAGGAGCGACUGCCUAAACACAAAUUGAAGGUUGAAGAUUUCGAAUUACUGAAGACGCUGGGGACCGGCACGUUUGCGCGAGUAUGGCUCGUUCGGCUCAAGAAUGUAAAGGACAAGAACAACUCAAUUUUCGCACUAAAGGUCCUUCGCAAAGCUGAUGUCAUCGAACUCAAACAAGUGGAACAUGUCCGUAAUGAGAACAAUGCUCUUCACGCUGUUGCUGGACAUCCGUUCAUCACAACUCUAAUUGCCUCUUUCUCCGACGACCAAUGCCUCUACAUGCUAUUAGACUAUUGCCCCGGCGGUGAAAUAUUCAGCUUCUUGCGUCGCAUACGACGAUUCAACGAGCCCACCGCUAAAUUCUACGCUGCCGAAAUAGUAUUAAUCCUUGAAUACCUCCACGACGUACAGGGCGUUGCAUAUCGUGACCUAAAACCAGAGAACAUCCUUCUUGACGCUGAGGGGCACCUCAAACUAGUUGAUUUCGGUUUCGCGAAGCAACUCUAUAGUCAUGAGACAUAUACCCUCUGUGGAACACCCGAAUAUCUCGCGCCGGAAGUCAUACACAACAGUGGCCAUGGCCUGGCAGUUGACUGGUGGGCACUAGGAAUUCUGAUAUAUGAAUUCUUAGUAGGACAACCUCCCUUCUGGGAUCCAAACCCUUUGCGGAUAUAUGAGCAGAUCGUCGAGGGCCGCCUGCGCUUCCCGUCUCACGUAACACCAGAAGCACGGGACAUAAUAAGUGCGCUAUGCAAGACCAAUCCGUCCGAAAGAUUGGGGUACAUAUCGGGUGGAACAAAACGGGUGAAGGAGCACCCGUUCUUCAAAGGAAUAAACUGGGACGAUCUGUAUCAUCGACGGAUACCAGGGCCAAUAAUACCACGUGUUGAUCAUCCGGCCGACGCAGGGAAUUUCGAGGAGUAUCCGCCUCCACCAGAUCCAAGUACGCAAACUGUAUAUACGGAAGAGAUGAAAAAGAAGUAUGAGGCCUGUUUUAAGGACUUCAACGAUUAAAUCUGUCAUUUCUCUGUCGAUCAGUUCUCUGGCGCUUGCCGCCCGGCCCAUCCCCUAGCGACCCUAGCCGACCUCCCGGGGAUGAUUAUUUCGCCUUAUCCGAAUUUGCCAACGCUUUCCCUACCCCGGACUCCCGGAUCUUCGUAAUCCAUCCCAUGUACUCCGCACAACUCCCCCUCCGCGCGCGACAAUUCAAAACGCGCCUCUCAUCCCACUGUUAAACUGCGUAUUGUCGGACUGUUCUUCAAAGAUCUGCGCUCACCUGUAACUUCCUAUCACCAUACAUUCCUAC